CUAGAUUCUAUCGUUGAUAAUGCCACCACAGUGCACAACAGUUUGCGAAAAAUUCGUGUAAAAAUUAAUAUUGAUUGACAAAUUGUGUAGUUGAAGUAAGUCCAAUUGGAAAUUUAAUAACUACGCUGCCUGUGCCGCGUCAUGCAUUAAUGUGUGCACUUCAUUUGCUGGCUGUGGUGGCUGUCUAAAGCUUGCAAAACGUUGCCAAACCUGCUGCUGCAUUUGAGUCUCAUUUGGCCCGUUUUUCCACCUACGCUACGGCAGCAACGUUGACGCGACGAUAAACGAGCCGAAGCGCGUGUGGCAGGCGGGGGGGCACAGCUGAGCUAGCAGUUUGUUUAGUUAAGCGUGGAAAUAAACAAACAGAUUUGUCGCAAUCGCGAACGCAGCCUGGCUGGCAGUCAGUCAACGGGCGUGGGUAGCUUAUACCAAAAGUAAUACGACGACCGCUGGGUGUGGAGGCAGCAACAAGUUGACGGCUAUGGAAGAGGUAACGCUCACGGAGCCCGAGACACGUUUCUAUGGAGAACUGUUUCAAUGCUGCGACGUGGAGAACACCGGCAAGGUGCCCAUGCUGAAAGCAACCGAACUCUUUCGCUCAGCGGACAUUGCCAACGAGACGGUGAUUGAGAUCACAUCAUUGGCUGGAAUACCCGCAACCGCUUUACACAUCUCGCGCGCUCAGUUCUAUUCGUGCCUCAAGCUAAUUGCCGCCCACCAGGCAGCGGUGCCUUUACGUCAGGAGCUGAUUGCCGCCACGGUGCCAUUGCCAUUGCCGCAUUUUGGCUGGAAAGACGCUGCUACAGCGCCAGCGAGUACCUGUGAAAAUGGCCUGGGUGCGCUGCCGCCGCCACCGCCCACCGAUCGUCGUAACUCGCUGCGCCGCAAUUCCCAGCAGCAGCAGCAACAACAACAACAACAACAGCAGCUGGAACAGUUGCAGGACACCUCGGAUGUGCCUAGCACCGAUUCCGAAGUCGAGCAAAACGAAUCCAGCGGUGGCGGAGAUUUUGAUGAGCUGGCGGGCGCUGAUGUUGUCGUCAGCAACAGCAGCCGCGAAACACGUCGACGUGGCGUUGGCCCUGGUGGCUCACCGGAGGCGUGGAGCACUAACAGUGAUAGCCCCACGCCCACCAACAGCGUGGCAGAGCGUCCCUGGGCACAGGAUACGUUGUGGCAGGGCUUGCUCGGUGAUGAGCAUCGCCAGCUUCUGGGCACCGAGGAGGAGUCCUCGGAUCGUCACAGCAGCGACGAUGAUGACAACGAAAGCGAACUGAUUACGCUGUAUCAAAUCACGCCCGAGCAGCGCGAAUAUUACAACAAGCAGUUCAGAGCUGUGCAGCGUGAUCCGCACGGACUGCUCUCCGGUCAGGCUGCGCGGAUCUUCUUUGAGAAAAGCCGCAUUCCUGUCGAGGAGCUACGCCAUAUCUGGCAGCUGUGCGACGUGACACGCGACGGUGCGCUUAGUCUAUCCGAAUUCACAGCUGCCAUGCAUCUGGUUGUGUUGCGCCGCAAUAAUAUACCAUUGCCCAGCAGCCUUCCUCAUUGUCUGCAUCCCAAUGUGCUGGCUAAGUCAACGACAUCGCUGUCGUCAUCAUCAACGGCGCACAUACCUCAAGAGCCGCCCGAGGCUGAUCUCCUGCAUUUGAAUGAUGACGACGAAGAUGAACACACUGACAAUACAAUCAUAAGUAGCUCGCAAGCGAAGCCACGUCCAUUGCCUAAUGACAAGAACAUUAUGAAUCUGAGCAGCAUCUCGACCUCGUCGCAAGCCAGCAACAGCAGCUCUCGACGUGAAGUGACCACAACAACGACAUCGCCCGUGCUUAAGAAUCGCAGCAUUUCCAAUUCACCAAAUGUGGAAAAACCAACAGGAGCGACAGCAACAACAACAGCGGUAGUUAAUUCUACUGCUGGACCAACUAAUGAUGCCAGUCAAUGGACCAAAUUUAGCGAAUCUCCCACGACAUCGACAGCAACUGGAGCUGCGGCAGUUGCUGCAGCCGGCACAGCGGCAGCUGCUGUUCCUGCCGUUUCUAGUCCCGGCCUCAAACCAGCGCUGUUCGAUAUGAAACGCACUGCCCAGGAUGUGGUCUCAAAUCCGCAAAUAUUGCAUCCCGUGCCGCUGCGUGUGACGCCCAUAGGCACAGCCAUUGCCGCAGCUGGCGAUCAAUCAAGUCAGUCCACAAACGAUAUGGACGGCGUUGUUGUGCUGCGCGAGGAGAGUCCCAAGGCCAUGGCAACGACAACAGCAACAACAACGACUACAGCACAAAACAAUCAAACUGGAACGCAUCGCGACCGCGACUCCAUCUCGAUGCAAAGCAGCGAUCUACGCGCUAUACAACGUCCCCAGGCCAAAAAGCUGCCAGCGAAGAAUAUUGGUGCCUUGCCGCCGCCGCCGCAACGUGAGCCAAGCAUUGGCUCCAUUGGUGUCAACGAGCCCCCGGAACAGCCGGCGCCAUUACCAUUGGGUUAUGCAUCAAGCACAGCUUCUGCCAAAAAGGAGCCGCCGCCCUUGCCGCCGCCUCGACCCCAUCGACAUGCGCGCAGCAGCAGCUUAGAUUUGAACAAGUUUAAAAUUGGCACAGCUGGUGCCCAACAGCCCGAGAUAACCGCGCAAGCCAGCUUCGAUAUGCAAACCUCAGCGGGUUUUGCCGAUUUCACGCACUUUGCCGACGACGCGAAUGUUGUAACCGAGCAGCAACAGCAUUCACUGCCGCCGGCACCUCCGCCGCCCGCUUUUGUGCCGCCCAUGCGCAUGACGCUGCAGACGCAACAGCGAGUCUCCGCUUUUGAGGUCUACCGCAAGCCGCAGACGCCGGCCCCAGCACUGGCUGCAGCAGGAUCGUCGUCGUGCAUGGCUGCCGCCCAGCUGCCCAGCGCCGAUAACUUUGAGAAACGUGUGACCGCCAUCAGUGAUUCGUUGCGUCAUGUGUCCUUUAAGCAGAAUCAAACUAGCACCACGGAGCUGCUGCAGCGACUGCGUGAGCAAAACAAUUCGCUGCUGCAUCUGUGCAACGAUCUCAGCGACGAACUGUUGAGCGUGCAGACGCGCAAGGAGGAGAUGCGUCUCAAGCUGGAAAGUUUUGCAGCAGCCGGUGCAGCUGGCGGCGAUUCUGGCGGUGCAGCACCCGCACGCACUGGCUCCUCAAUAUCAGCGCCUAUGACGGCCAAUGUGACUGGCGGCUCCUCCGGCUCAGCCGGUGCCUAUACAAAUGUUUAAGCAGCGUUUUUGUUGUUUCUGUUUGUUGCAUGCAGCGCAUAUAACACACAUCUAUUUAGAAGAGCAGACGAAUUUCGUUUAGCACGCUGCUUAUUAUUAUGUUUCGCUAAUUUAAUUGUAGGCUAGUUAAAUCUCAAUUUUAAAAAUGAAUGAAAAGUAAAUUUGUCAUGCAAGCAACAAUAACAAUAACAAUAAUGCCGCCUCUAUAGAUACAUAUUUAUGCAGAUCAAUUUAUGUAUACUUCUCUUUAGCGCACACAGAGCUAAUGGAACUAAUUGUUAAACGUAAAUGUGUAAAUGUAAAUGAGAAAUGUUCGCUUUAUAAACAAACAAACGAAAUGAAAAGCAAAACAAAACACUGCUCCCUAGAUGAUAUGCAUCCACAAAGUGGCGUCAAUCGUAUUUGAAAAUUGCAACACUCAUAAAGCAUUUGUUUGGCUGAUAGAAAAAAAACACACACACACACACACACCAUUUUUCAAUCUUUGCUAUAUUACAUUUAGUAUGCCCAAAGGCAAUAAAUCAUUAUUUAUUAACUAUUAAUUUUGAAUAACUCGAAACCUGGCUCCACCAGGAAAUACAAAUCCUCGACCUUCUCAUUCAUUCCGGCAAUGAAAAACAAAAUUAUAAUGUUGUGCUAAAAGUUGUAACUUUCGUAAGCCAGGCUUAAAUGUUUAAGUAUUAAAGAAGUUAAAAUUUAUUAUGAAAACAAAAAGAAAACCAUGAUAAAACACAUGCAAACCAA
Messenger RNA from Drosophila virilis, 3970 nucleotides. Lineage: Eukaryota; Metazoa; Arthropoda; Insecta; Diptera; Drosophilidae. The record is from RefSeq and is a predicted model, not a curated record.